UUGUAGUUUGUUGCAGUCAUAGAGAUAUUAAUGGUUGCAGUUAAUUAAUAUAUUUCAAUAUAUUUGCAAAUGUAGUAUUUUUAAUCAUAUAAAAUCAAUAAUUUGUUUACAGCGCUGUAAAAAUAACUACUUAUUCUCUUUUACCUCGACUACGAUAAGUUUUUAAUGUACAAACAAGUUCUAUAGCUGUGAUCAAAGCGUAGACGCUACCAAUAUGACAGCGGACGAAAAUGCCGAAAUUGAUUGGGGAAACGAAAGGUUGACUCGCGCCCAGCGGGCGGUGGAGGCAAAUCUCUAUGACGUCGAUUCCUGGUCCCUCUUGAUCCGGGAAGCUCAAACGAGGCCUAUAAGUGAGGUUCGGACUAUGUACGAGAAGCUUAUUGCAGCGUUCCCGACCACGGGGAGGUACUGGAAGAUCUAUAUUGAGCAGGAGAUGAAAGCGAGAAACUUUGAAAGAGUAGAAAAGUUGUUUCAGAGAUGCUUGAUGAAGAUCCUGAAUAUCGAACUGUGGCGCCUCUACCUCAACUACGUUAAGGAAACUAAAUGCAUGUUACCUACCUACAAAGAGAAAAUGGCGCAGGCGUACGAUUUUGCGUUAGACAAGAUUGGCUUGGACAUCCAUGCUUACCCAAUCUGGAAUGACUAUGUGACAUUUCUGAAAGCAGUCGAUGCAGUGGGCUCUUAUGCUGAGAAUCAGAAGAUUUCUGCUGUUAGAAAGGUAUAUCAACGAGCUGUUAUAACACCUAUAAUUGGUAUCGAAACUCUAUGGAAAGACUACAUAGCAUUUGAACAAGGCAUCAAUACUAUUAUUGCGGAACGUAUGGCAAUGGAACGAUCUCGCGAAUACAUGAACGCGCGAAGAGUUGCCAAGGAAUUAGAGACAGUGACUCGAGGCCUGAACAGAAACAUGCCUGCCACGCCGCCCACCGCCGACCGGGAGGAGAUGAAACAGGUGGAACUGUGGAAGAAAUAUAUAACCUGGGAGCGUUCGAACCCUCUACGCUCGGAAGACACCGCGCUCGUGGCCCGACGCGUCAUGUUCGCUAUAGAGCAGUGUCUGUUGUGUCUAGCUCACCAUCCGGACGUAUGGCAUCAAGCUGCACAGUUUCUAGAUCAUUCUGCAAAGCUUUUACAGGAGAAAGGGGACUCCAACGCUGCCCGUCUGUUCUCUGACGAGGCGGCCGCUGUAUACGAGAGGGCCACGAGCGGCCCGCUCAAACAUUCCACUCUGCUGCACUUCGCCCACGCGGAUUACGAAGAGAGCAGGCUGCACUAUAAUAAGGUCCAUCAAGUAUAUACGCGUUAUUUGGACAUGGAAGACAUCGAACCCACACUAGCAUACGUGCAGUACAUGAAAUUCGCGCGCCGAGCUGAGGGCAUCAAAUCCGCUAGAACCGUGUUUAAACGCGCUAGGGAGGACCCCAGGUCCCAGUACCACGUGUUUGUCGCGGCGGCCCUGAUGGAGUACUAUUGCUCGAAGGACAAGAACAUCGCGUUCCGUAUCUUCGAGCUCGGCCUCAAGAAGUUCUCGCACUGCCCCGAAUACGUGCUUUGCUAUAUCGACUACUUGUCACAUCUUAACGAGGACAACAAUACGCGCGUACUAUUCGAGCGUGUUCUAUCAUCAGGCAGUCUUAAACCAGAGAGCUCGGUGGAUAUUUGGAACAGGUUUCUGGAGUUUGAGUCCAACAUUGGUGACUUGGUCAGUAUUGUGAAGGUGGAGAAACGAAGACAGGCGGUUCUUGAAAAGAUCAAAGAGUUCGAAGGCAAAGAGACUGCUCAGUUGGUGGAUAGAUACAAGUUCUUGGAUCUCUACCCUUGUAGUAUCGCCGAGUUGAAAUCUAUUGGGUAUACUGAGGUAGCAUCGAUGUCCAACAAAUCGUGGGCUCUUGGCGGACCUCUGGCGGGCAUAUCGCCAGAACUAGCGGCGGUCAUAUUGGGUCAAAAGGAUAAUGAUCCGAACAAGGACAUAGCGAGACCUGACACUAAUCAGAUGAUUCCCUACAAGCCAAAGGCUAACCCACUGCCAGGAGAGCACCCUAUAUCGGGCGGUACGUUCCCGAUGCCACCGGCCGCGGCGCACUUGUGCACGCUAAUGCCGCCGCCCUCGAGCUUCCGAGGGCCCUUCGUGGCGGUCGACAGACUCAUUCAGCUGUUCAACAGGAUCUCGCUGCCUGACAAACCGCCUGCUCCAAGCCAAGAAAACGGCUGUGACACCAAACUGUUCGACCUAGCUCGCUCCGUGCAUUGGAUAGUGGAUGAUGACGGUAUCAGCACUAAUAACAAGGCUCGUCGAAGAAAAGCAGGUGAGGAUUCCGAUGACGACGAGCUGGGCGUGGCGCCGCCGCUCAAUGACAUUUACAGGCAGCGACAGCAGAAGAGAGUGAAAUAAGAUUUUAUUACUAUAUAAUAUACAAUAUGAAGUGUUCCAAUCAAAUAUUGCUGACAUAAAACGAAGUAAAUAAUGUUU
Maniola jurtina (meadow brown) is the source of this 2470-nucleotide messenger RNA. It is a transcript of the gene su(f), whose product is annotated as protein suppressor of forked. Gene Ontology annotation, cellular component: nucleus. Gene Ontology annotation, biological process: mRNA 3'-end processing. The record is from RefSeq and is a predicted model, not a curated record. Gene Ontology annotation, molecular function: mRNA binding; protein binding. The coding region runs from base 215 to 2392 and encodes 725 amino acids. NCBI's taxonomy places the organism in Eukaryota, Metazoa, Arthropoda, Insecta, Lepidoptera, Nymphalidae. The transcript is spliced from 18 exons.